UCAAGUAAUGCGACGAAAUAACGCUAAAUGGCGUUAACCUCAAUUAUACAUAGUGAAAACUUCUUAGCGGCGCUGUGCAAUGUCAUUGAGUUUUCCCGUGUACUCCCGGAGUGCAAGCCGUUGUUUUUUUUUUCAGACGUCACCCUCGAAAAACAGAAGAAGACUGCGAAAGAAGGCGAAGCUGUGGAGGAGACAAUCACAUUCACUGGUGAAAAGAAAACUGAAGUAUCGGAGGUACGCGUUAACGGGCAGGUGGUAGAAAAGAAAGGGGACAAGGCGGACGUCCCAAGUUAUGAGGUAGACGAGGAGAAAAAGACCAUAAAGAUCUCGGUUCCCAAACUGUCUGCGCAAUACGCGGGGCACUACCAAGUGAAGUUCAAGGUCGAAGAAGCAGAGGUUACCAAGACUAUUUUGGAGGUCGAAAUGGAAGCUGGGGCUGCAGGUCAAGAUGGUGGCGGCGCUGCAACACCAUCCGCAGAUGUCAAGUUAGAUAUCUCAGCCAAGACCUGCAAAGUUGACGAAAAGUGCGAAGUUGGCGAAACAUCGUUCACCUGUGAAGACUGCAAGCUCAGUGGUGUGAAGUGUAAUGGUGCUGACGCGGCUGCUGAUAAAGUCAAGGUCGAGGAUAAAAAGAUCACUUAUACGUUUGAAAAGUUCGCAGAUACGGACGCUUGUGUGUACAUGGGACAGUUUGAAGUAGGCGGCAAAGAGCACAGUCAACCGGUUGCUGUUGUAGAGAUUUAAUUUUCAGACAUUACGGUCGAGGUACAAAAGAAGACAGCAAAACCAGACGAACCGUUUAGUGAGAAAAUCACAUUUAAGACUGAAAAGGAUGUUGACGUAGAGGAGGUCCAUGUUAACGGGAAAGUUGUGGAAAAGAAAGCAGAAGAUGGUUUUCAGGUGGACAAGGCAGGAAAGACCAUAACAAUCACGAUACCCAAGAUGACCGCGGACCUCGCAGGCCACUACCAAGCCAAGUUCAAGGACGGAGACGCGACCGUCACCAAGAACAUUAUGGAGGUCACACU
Messenger RNA from Cydia splendana, 1028 nucleotides. RefSeq lists its product as uncharacterized. Bases 28 to 744 code for a protein of 238 amino acids. The transcript is spliced from 9 exons. The record is from RefSeq and is a predicted model, not a curated record. NCBI's taxonomy places the organism in Eukaryota, Metazoa, Arthropoda, Insecta, Lepidoptera, Tortricidae.